AUGCCAGACAAUCUCACCGAGACCCUAGAAACCUGCAGUUUGAUGAGCGGGACCCACGAGGACAUGAAAUGGUUGUGGCAGUCUGCCGACUCAGAAUGCGUCAUCAAAGCACAGCGUGACGCGAUCUCCCGCAUCGUUAGGCAUUACAUGACCGGCGAGGACAACGGGGAGCACUGCUGA
Messenger RNA from Penicillium robsamsonii, 180 nucleotides. RefSeq lists its product as uncharacterized. The transcript has 2 exons. Bases 1 to 180 code for a protein of 59 amino acids. The record is from RefSeq and is a predicted model, not a curated record. Lineage: Eukaryota; Fungi; Ascomycota; Eurotiomycetes; Eurotiales; Aspergillaceae.